This is a messenger RNA of Drosophila willistoni, 1447 nucleotides long. RefSeq names its product NAD kinase 2, mitochondrial (gene Nadk2). The transcript is spliced from 6 exons. NCBI's taxonomy places the organism in Eukaryota, Metazoa, Arthropoda, Insecta, Diptera, Drosophilidae. The record is from RefSeq and is a predicted model, not a curated record. The coding region runs from base 63 to 1304 and encodes 413 amino acids. Gene Ontology annotation, molecular function: NAD+ kinase activity. Gene Ontology annotation, cellular component: mitochondrion. Gene Ontology annotation, biological process: NAD+ metabolic process.
AUUCAUUUACCAUUUAACUUAACAAAUACAAAUAAACGACAUAAUCAAUUAAAUGCCACAUCAUGUUGAAAUCUAAGCAACUGUUACAACAAUUUGCCAAAGAGUAUGCCAAGUAUACGCCAGCAAAUUUUAAAUUGAAACGAGCUUUGGUGGUCACGAAGCUAUCGCGCUAUGAAUUCGAGCAGCUACGUCAUCCGGGCCUAUCCAAAGAACAGUUGGAGCAGAAGUUACGCGAUCGUGGCACUGAUGUGGAGAUGGUGCUAUAUCUGCAUAAUCUGCACAAGGACUUCGAAAGGCGUGUGGUCCAGAGCUUUCAGGAUGUGGGCUGUGAGGUGAAGCUGUCCAGCAGACUUGAAUUUAGAAGCUCACUGAGCAAAGACGUCAUGAGCUGGGCGGAUGUCAUUGUCCCGGUUGGUGGUGAUGGAACCUUUUUGCUAUCUGCUGGUCGCUCGAGUCCUCUCUUUGCCCUAAGCCAGCAGAAGACACCGAUAGUAGGUUUCAAUUCCGAUCCGCAGCAUUCCGAGGGUCGGCUCAUGCUGCCGAAGCACUAUACGGAAAACCCCUCCGAUGCGGUAGGACGCAUCAAAAGUGGUGACUUUAAAUGGAUGCAUCGUUCACGCAUACGUACCACGUUUCUAGGUAGCAAUGGCGAAAUUCCUGAAUCGACCGAUUUGUUUCGGCACACGGAGGUCAAAAUGGAGCAGGUUAAUACAGAACCUGAAAUGCUGGAGAAGAAUAUGGCCUACAAGUACAAGGCAAAAAUGAGAAGAGUUCUGCCUUAUUUGGCCCUCAAUGAGGUAUUUAUUGGUGAACAUCUAUCAGCCCGGGUCUCCCAUUUACAACUAGUCCUGGACCACCAGGACGUGGUGAAUAAGACAAAGUGCUCGGGUCUAUGCGUGAGCACUGGCACCGGAUCCACGUCAUGGCACACGAGUAUCAAUCGGAUUACAAACAGCGAUGUGGAGCACUUGCUACGUUCACUGCCCAAUAGCAGUUCGGCGGAGGUGCUUCGAUUGCGCGAAAAUGCCGAAGAAAUUGCCCACCGCUAUAAUCAGAGUUUGCUCUUUGCCCCAGAUGAUCCCCGACUAUGCUAUUCCAUACGUGAGCAGAUCUGUGUUGGUGUUUGGCCUUCACCCAAAACGUUUAAAGAGCGAGAUUUCGUACAGAAUGUUUUUGUUAAGUCACAUUGCAUCGACGCCAAUCUGGUUAUAGAUGGCAGCAUAUCAUAUCCUUUUAAUGAUGGAGCCAAAGCCUUACUGGAGGUCUAUCCUGAGGAUGCCCUCUUGACCAUUGCCCUAGACUGAUAACGAUGAAAUUAAUCAAUUUGCCCAUUCUCUGUGUAAAACUUUUGCAAAUUAUUUAAUCCGCAUUUUGCCCAAACUACUGCUUAGGUUAGUGCAAUAUCAAGUUCAAUUUUUUUGUGUCUUGUUAUAAACAAUUUAAUGUA